This is a messenger RNA of Formica exsecta, 4375 nucleotides long. RefSeq names its product F-box/LRR-repeat protein 16. The record is from RefSeq and is a predicted model, not a curated record. The transcript is spliced from 8 exons. Bases 844 to 2385 code for a protein of 513 amino acids. Gene Ontology annotation, molecular function: protein binding. Lineage: Eukaryota; Metazoa; Arthropoda; Insecta; Hymenoptera; Formicidae.
ACGUCGUUCGGACGUCAUCGAUAAAUACAAGGUGUUCCGAAAACCUGAAUCAAUAGAAUCUCAUAGUCUAUCUUUUAACUUUGUUAACAUUUUGAACUUAUGUUAGUAUCUUUCUCUGUUAAAAAUAUGAUAUCUCUUUGAUAGUUGAUUUAUUCAUCCCAAUGCCCAAUUGCAAUUUUCGGAACACCGAGUAUAAAAGAAUGUCAAGCGGCUCGAAGGGUAAACACAAGUUGUAUGCGACCAAGCGCGCGACUCUGUCGGACGGUUCAUCAGUCGGCAGGCAUAAGCGGCUGACACGCGCUUUGUAGACCCCCAGUAGGGGUGGGGAAAAAGCAGCCGGACAAGAUCAGUAGUGCGAAUAUCGAUUCAGUCUCGCGCAAACCACCCCCAUGUGUUGCCUGCAGCGCGCUUGUACUCCGCUUUGCUACCAUGCCCGUUGUAAUAAACAGAAACGCACGACGACGCGGAUGAUAUUGUCAAUGCAAAGUGGCCCGACGUCGUCGUUAAAAACACGUUAAGAACAGAGAGAAUCAUUACGCGCGACGACGUGCGCCAAGAAAGAGGAGCAAGCGCGCGCUCUCGUCAUCCCCUCAACGUGUGAUCAUCGUCAUCAUCCCCUUGAAAGCGCGUCGCGCGAAUAGGAAGCGCCGCCGGCGCGCGGCGUUAUUAUUCGCAAGGAAACCUCGUUCUUUGUCUACAUCCGACCAUCACCAUCAAGCCGUCAAAUAUGAUGCGACUUCGUUAUUCGCAAACCGAGCUGUGCUACUCUUGACUACGAAUCACGGGCAUCGAGAAACAAGUGUGGGACGGGACGAGAGCUGACGAGUACUCCAUCGAGGAAUCAUGUCUUCGAUAUCAGCGCAGGGUGUCGUCGAGCGUGCCAGCGCCGAACUGACCAAGCGAAUUAACGGCCUGGGAUUGCGGACGUCGAAGCAUCAUGGAGGCGGAAAGACCAGCGUCAUGGAACGCGUGACAAAUGUCUUUUGCGGUGGAAGCGGCAGUGUCGCUUAUAUGAACUUACAAAGCGCGAAUAAUGCGAAUACGACGCCCGAAAAGCCCAGCCGUAGCAUCGCGCAGAGUAUCAACAAUGUACCGGCGGGCAACAAUAAGGAACGCUUGAAUAAUGUCACCCCGAGUAGAGCCAGGAUAUCCAGGAACAGAAUAAAGAUGACUGUACCGCUAGCCAGCGGAGGAACCGGCGGCUAUGUGCCACCGAUCACGUGGGAGCAGCUGAUGCAGGAUGACAAUUUCCUCGGGCGGUUUUUUCUCUAUUUCAACGCCACAGAAAGAAGGAUUUUGGCUCAAGUUUGCACGAGAUGGAGAGAUAUUCUGUACGCGAGACCGCGUCUUUGGACGGGUCUGGUACCAGUGAUACGAUGUCGCGAAGCUCGCGCUAUGCAGCCGACCUCGCGUACCCGAUUAUAUGCUUCCUUAGUAAGAAGAGGUUUUGACUCCUUAGUCCUCCUAGCUGCGACCGAUGAAGAUAUUCCGGAAUUAACGCGCGGUUUUCCGUUGGCACAACGAUACGUGCAUUCUUUGUCAUUACGAUGCUGCGCGGUAACGGACAGAGGUCUUGAGACUCUUUUGGAUCACUUGCAGGCUUUGUACGAACUUGAAUUAACCGGCUGCAAUGAAAUAACGGAGGCUGGAUUAUGGGCAUGCCUCACCCCUAGAAUAGUAUCAUUGUCUUUGUCGGAUUGCAUCAAUGUGGCCGACGAGGCCGUCGGCGCCGUGGCUCAGCUAUUGCCAAGCCUCUACGAAUUUUCUCUGCAAGCUUAUCAUGUUACUGAUGCUGCGCUUGGUUACUUCAGUGCAAAACAAAGCAGCGCGCUCAGCAUCUUGAAACUGCAAUCCUGCUGGGAGCUCACAAAUCACGGCGUAGUAAAUAUUGUACAUUCUUUACCCAAUCUGACUGUGCUGUCACUUUCUGGAUGCAGUAAAGUGACAGAUGACGGUGUCGAAUUAAUCGCGGAAAACUUGCCAAGACUUCGUUCCUUAGAUCUGAGCUGGUGCUCAAGGAUUACAGAUGCAGCCUUAGAAUAUAUUGCCUGUGAUUUGAAUAAUUUAGAAGAACUCACAUUAGAUAGGUGUGUACACAUCACGGAUAUUGGUGUGGGUUACAUCUCCACGAUGGUCUCGCUGAACGCCUUGUUUUUAAGAUGGUGUUCGCAACUUAGGGAUUUCGGACUUCAACAUUUAUGCGUUAUGAGAUCUCUGCAGGUGUUGUCUGUGGCAGGUUGCCCAUUGCUCACAAGUAGUGGUUUAUCCAGUCUAAUACAGCUUCGACACUUACAUGAGUUAGAACUAACUAAUUGUCCAGGAACAUCGCGAGAACUGUUUGAUUACCUACGUGAACAUCUACCGCGUUGCCUAAUCAUCGAAUAAACGAUGUUUAAUGAGGAAUGUAAUAUCCGCGACAAAAUAAGAUUCUUUAUAUGCGAAUAAAUGUAUGUGUCAAACGAAAAGUGUUAAGCUGCGAAGAGUAGAUUUUAAUUGCGGAAUUUCGCAGAAAGCAAUAUUUCGAACGAAAAAUAAAGAUGGUAUAAUUGAAGGGAGCAGUAUAGACAGAUAAGAAGCAAUUGACGUCCAAAUAAUAUGAAAGAACAAUAUGUUUUUUCCUCGUAAUGGUCUAAGAAAAAAAAACACUAGCCCUCAAAAUGUGCAAAAUAUUAAUGCAUAGACAUUUUUAAUACACUAACGUCCCACUUUGCACUUUGGUUCAUAUUUUUUCAUCCGGCCAUGUAAUCAUACAUUACGGGCAUGUACGAUUGCAAUCUGUGUCUAACAACGGUUAGACGAAGUAGAAAAGAAACUCUUAUGCCUACGCAUUGUAAUGAUCUUGUACAGAAGCGAAUUCUUUCGAUAUUGUAUAUUAGAAGAGAUUGAUAACGCAUCAGAAAGAAGAGAUCAGCGAAUCCUUCUUUUUUUGCCUCCUAGUAAUGUAGAGGAAGCUCGAGUAAACGUACGACAAGAGACUCAACAGUUAGGACUGUGAUAAAUUUAUAUUGUACGUAAUUCUAAUUGGUUCGCAUACAUCUAAACAGUUAAGUCAACUGAGGUGCACGCAAAAGUGGCGAAGCAAUUGAAUAAUUAUUCAAAUAUGUAUCGAUUAUAUUUGUUACUCGAUUGUUGCCUCCGCCGAACGCGCCUAUUUACAAAUGCGCAUUGUCCCAUUUUUUGCGAUUAUAGCUGCAACACAUUACACAUGUUGCUUGAAAGAAAGUACAUAGCAGAUACUGAUUACACAGAAGUAACAUUCCAAGCCAUUUUACCCUCAGCAAUCUAUUCAUGAAUACAUGAUUCGUGUUAUUCGUUUGAUGAUACGUGUUGUAGACGGAGAAUCGAGGUUCACUAUUAUUGCACCUACGAUACAUCGUCAUUCAUACGUUACCUUUAUAUAUAUAUAAAUAUAUAUACAAAUAUAUCUCUGUGCAAUUAGUGUUUUUUAAAUUUAAGAUUUUUUCGCUAGAUAUGUUCUUUGUGGUUUUUGACUAAGUAUACAUAUAUGAAUGUAACAUAAUUAGGCAAGAUGUUUUGCAUGUGUUUUAAGUGGAUAAUUUUAAUAAUUUAUUACGUCGAUAUAAGUAAUUAUAUGCCCUUUAUUAACAUUGCAUUAAAUAAGUAGGCUCUAUUAAUGUAUCAUAAUUUAUGAUUAAGCUAUAAGCUAUAUUUAUUAAUUUAAUCAAGUGCUGCAUGUUUGAGUUGUAUAUUAGAACAACAGCAAUAACAUACCAAAGAAUACAUUUUAAUUUGUCUAAAAUGCAACUCUUCAAAAUAUGCAGUGCAGUAUAUAUUGUGCAAUCAGUAUUUUCUAAAUUUAAGAGUUUUCAUUAGUUGUAUCCUGUGUUGUUAUCAAUUAAGUAUAUAUUACAAUGUAAUUAGGUAAGCUAUUUUGCUAAUAAAAAAUCUUAAAUUUAGAAAAUAUUUAUUGCACAAUAUAUAUCACACUGCAUAGUACUUUCCAUUAACAUAAAAUCCAUCUUUAAGAUCAGUUUUGUCAAAAUAUUGUGUAUUUCUCAGUGAUAUAGAGUAUAAUAGUUCUAGCAUUCAAUUCUAAGAUUUAUUCUAUUAAAUUGAGUUCUGAUAUAGUAAAUGAAGUAGAUAAUCUCUCAAAGCAAUCUGAUAAUUGUGUGCAAAUAUGAUUUCUACGUGUUGUAACAUGUUUAGCACAUAUAAUGCCUUUGUACAUAUUGUACAAAUUAUACUUGAUAAUUCUGUUAUCAAUCAAAACUGAGUAUAGAUAUAUAUACACAGGUGAAAUUAUAUUGAAAAACUAAGUCAUAUUAUGAAAUACCAUUCACAGAGAUGCAACAUUAAUUGACGAUACAGAAUAAUACGAUGGAAUGUGCUAUAAAAUAAAAAUUUAUUGACCAGA